AUGAGCCGAAAUCGCCCGCUAACAGAUAAAGAACUAUUAGAUUUAAUAGAAGCCGGAUUAUCAGACAUUGAAGGUCUCAGUGACGGCGAAUUCAAUGAAGAUGAUGGCUUUGAUUUUGAUCCUGAAGCAAUGAGUGAUGAGGAGGAAGAGGCUGAACCUGUUCCCAGCACACCUGUAACUCAACAACGUGAAGAGACUGAGCAGCUAGAACAAGCAGAACCUAAACCUGUUACCAACAUAAUGGCAAAAACUCCACAAACGUCGAAGAAAUCCAAUAUAGAAGACUAUUUGGAAAACAAUGGUCUUUCAAAGAAAAAGGAUAUAUUCUGGCGAAAAAAUGUGCAGUAUAUCACUCCACCGAUAGAGUGGCACGUUAGUGAAGACGAACCUACUGAUAUUUUCCAACCCAUGAUGGAAUAUACAAAUCUUUACGCUGUUCAGCAACAAACCCGCUUUGUUCCUACGACGGUUGAAGAACUAAAAACCUUUGUAGGAAUACAUAUCAUCAUGGGUAAUCUACAUUACCCAAGAAUUAAGUUAUACUGGGACCAUAAAUUACAAAUUCCACUGAUUUCCAAUAAUAUGACUGUUAACAGAUUUUAUAAAUUGCGACAACAUAUUCACUUCGUAAAUAUUCACGAGAAACCGGACAACAGUGACAGAUUUUGGAAGGUGCGUCCAUUAUAUGAUGCAAUUAGGAGAAGAUGCCUUUCCCUUCCAUUCGAAUCCAAAUUGUGUGUGGACGAGCAAAUGGUGCCGUUCAAAGGCAGUUUGAACGUCAAGCAAUACGUCAAAAACAAACCCAAACCAUGGGGAAUUAAGAAUUUUGCGCUAUGUGGCAGCAGUGGCAUCUUGUAUGAUUUUAUAAUAUAUCAAGGAUCUACUACUGAACUUGACUCACAGCAACUUGAUGUAUUUGGUUCGGGUGCUGCAGUGGUACUAAAAUUAUCUGAACGAAUCUCACACCCUAGGUACCUUAGAAAUAGGCAAAUAUAUACAACGUGCACAGCAAGAGCUGAAAGAUUUAAAAAUUCGCCAUUUUCGUCCGAUAAGGAUAUGAAAAUAAAAGGUCGAGGUUGUUCCGAAGAAAUUAUUAGCGGGGAUAAUGGAAGAAAAUAUUAG
Molecule: messenger RNA, 1122 nt
Organism: Anthonomus grandis grandis
Lineage: Eukaryota; Metazoa; Arthropoda; Insecta; Coleoptera; Curculionidae
Product: piggyBac transposable element-derived protein 3-like
Exons: 4
Coding region: 1-1122 (373 amino acids)
Source: RefSeq, a predicted model, not a curated record